This is a messenger RNA of Rhizophagus irregularis DAOM 181602=DAOM 197198, 2343 nucleotides long. RefSeq lists its product as uncharacterized. NCBI's taxonomy places the organism in Eukaryota, Fungi, Glomeromycota, Glomeromycetes, Glomerales, Glomeraceae. The record is from RefSeq and is a predicted model, not a curated record. Gene Ontology annotation, molecular function: zinc ion binding.
UUUCAUUAUUACUUACCAAAAAAAAAAAUUAUUUAUAACAAUUCCAACGCAUAUAGCCGAUGGCUUUGUGGAAAAAAAGGGAUAUAAUAAUCUGAAAAGAAGUUUCUUAUUUUAACUUUCUAAAAAAAAAAAAUUUACUAUAUAUAUAAAAUUAUAAAAAAAAAAAAGUUGCUUCGUCUCUUUUAAUAAUAAUUGAGUUAUGGUUAUUUGAGAGCUCAACUUUAUUUUAUAUAUAUAUAUAUGUAUAUUUUUUUUUUAUAUUAUUUAAAAAGAUUUUUUUUUUUUACUAGUAAAAUAUGCCAUUUACGUUAGCAGCACCACACUCAGAGGUUGAACCUUCUAGACAAGAAACUCAAAGAGCUUCGCUUUUCAAUACUAACGCCGUUUCCGAUACCGCCACUACCACAAAUCAUCACCCACAAAGACAAAGAAGUGCAUGUAGUUUAUUAAUUCAAACCCUAAAAACGAAUUCAAUGGUUCGUUAUGGUGUAUUAAUAUUUAUAAUAGCAUUAAUUAGCAUAUUAUAUUUUGCUACAACACAUCAAGUAUUAAAACCGACAGGAGCGGGACCAACAAUAACAAGUGAAUUAUUAACCUUUAACCCAAAGAAAGUUCCAGAUACUAUUCAAAAGCCACCCGAUGAUGGAUUUCUUUCAUCAAUAGGUGGUACUCAACUAUAUGAUACUUAUGAUGCCAAUGGUAAAGGAAAUGUACAGCAGAAAGUUGAAGGUACUUUAACAAAUAAUACAAGUCAAAAUUUAAGGGGAAUAUUAUAUGAUCGUGGAGAUGGUUGCCAAAGUAUUAAGUUCGGUUCAGCUGAACCAUCACCACCGGGAACUAUUCCUUCAAUUCCAGUACCUAAUGCACUUUCACCUUAUAAAAUUGGUUUAAUAACAUCUGAUGCUAGUCCAGCGAAUCCAAAUUGUAAUUUAGCAACGAAAAUUAAUAAUUCGAUAGCUGAUAAUGAUACAGCAUUAAUUUUAACUUAUCAAAGUAAUAUGGAUGAAGUUUUAAAAUUGAAACAAAAUGAUUAUGAAAUAACAAUAUUUACUAUUAAUAAAUCAGCGGGUAAGAGUUUAUCAGAUGAAUUAGAUCUUAUACAUAGCAAGUAUUUGUCGAAUAAAGAUGAAACUACUAGAACUGUCUUAACUGUUACUUUGAGCCCUUACCGUCAAUUGGUCGUUAGUUCUUGGUUAUUCGCUAUGUUUGCAGUUGGUGGUAUUUUAGUUGCUUCAUUUUUUGUGUCCAUUUUAAUUCAUAUGAGACUUUAUCGUUUAAGGAGGAAUCAACAAGAUGAAGUAAGAAGACAGAGAGCUGUUGAUGAAGAAUUAGGAAUGAAAAAAUGGACUCUAGAUAAAGAAGAUAUUGACACUUUCCCUAUCGUUGUUUAUGUUAAAAAAACUGUGACAACUUCGAGUAAUGUAGUAGAAUCAACUAAUGAUGCUGCAAAAUCAUCAACGAGCGAUUCGGAUGAACAAAAUGAAAAUGAUGAUCCAAGAACACAAAAUAAAAACAAUGAAUCCACUUCAAGGGAUCAACAACUUCAUCGUUCAGGAUCAACACGUUCAACACGUUCAACAAAAUCAACAAGAUCAGUUAAUGCGAUUAAUAACGCAACAAAUUUAUAUAAUUCAACAACCACUCCAACCACUCCAACCACUCCAGUCACUCCGAUCGCUCCAAUCACCUCUCCAACCUCUCCAACCGUUUCAACCACUCCAACCACUCCAAUCACUUCAACUACUCCAACAGCAUCAGCAGCAACUGUAACAGAUGACAGUGAUGUAGAUACGUGUGCAAUAUGUAUAGAAGAUUUUGAGGACGGUGAAAAAUUAAGAUUAUUACCCUGUAAACACUGGUAUCACGUAGAAUGUAUUGAUCCUUGGUUAACAACAAAAAGUAGCAGUUGUCCUUUAUGUAAAACAGAUUGUAGGCCAAAUCAAAUUGAAGAAAUAGUUACUGAUAGUAGACCUGAUCAAGAUAAUAAUGUUGAAAGCGAAGAAAGUGACAGAAAUGUUAAUAAUGUUGUCGGUAGAAUGAGUAAAGCCGUUGGUAAAUUAUUUGGUAGUAUAGGAAGAAGAAGUACAAGCGUAAGACCGGUAAAUACACAACAACCACAACAACCACAACAAUCACGAAAUAAUAAUGAUAGUACCGUAGUUGAAUUAGAAAUGGAAAACAUUAAUUCUUCGAGAUAAGAAGAAAUAUUAUAUUUAUUGUUAUUAAUUUUUAUAUAUAUAUAUAUAUUUAACGACAUUCUUUUAUAUAUUAGGAAUGGGUGAGGCGUGUAUAAGUGUAUUAUAAUUUUUUCCCCUGUAUUUUAGUUAAAAUAAAAAAAAAAAA